AAGGACAGCAGCAGUAAAGCAAGUGGAAUAGACAUAAUAAGGGGGAAGGUAUGUUCAAAAAUAAUCUUUCUUUAACUGCCAAAGUUUCUUUAAAAAGUUUCCUCGAACAGUUAAUUAUACAACAUGUCGAAGAGAGAAUCCAAGGCCAUUUACUUCCAAAAGCUCAAUGACUAUUUGACUAACUACCAAUCCAUCUUCAUUGUCAAUGUUGACAAUGUCAGCUCCAACCAAAUGCACCAAAUUCGUCACUCUCUUCGUGGCGAAGCUGUCGUUCUCAUGGGUAAGAACACCAUGGUUCGUCGUGCUUUGAAGGGUAUGAUCAACGAACGCCCCGAACUCGAAAAGCUUCUUAACUUCGUUAAGGGUAACAUUGGUUUCGUUUUCACCAAUGAUGAUCUUAAGGAUGUUCGUGAAAAGAUCGUCUCUAACCGUGUUGCUGCUCCCGCUCGUGCUGGUGCUAUUGCUCCUGUCGAUGUCGUUGUCCCUGCUGGUAACACUGGUAUGGAACCCGGUAAGACCUCCUUCUUCCAAGCUCUCGGUAUCCCUACCAAGAUUGCUCGUGGUACCAUUGAAAUCGUCUCUGACGUUAAGCUCGUUUACGAGGGUACUAAGGUCGGUCCUUCCGAAGCUGUCCUCUUGAACAUGUUGAACAUCUCUCCCUUCACCUAUGGUAUGUCCGUUGUUCAAGUCUAUGAUGCUGGAUCUCUCUUCUCUCCCGAAGUUCUUGAUGUUGAGGAAUCCCAAUUGGUUGGUAACCUCAUGGCUGCUAUCCGUGAAGUCGCUUCCAUCUCUCUUGCUGUCGGUUAUCCUACCUUGGCCUCCGUUCCUCACUCCGUUAUCAACGGUUACAAGAACUUGUUGGCUGUCUCUGUCGCUUCCGACUACACUUUCCCUGGUUCUGAACAAAUCAAGGAAUUCAUUGCUAACCCUGAAGCCUUCGCUGUUGCUGCUCCUGCUGCCGCUGCUGCCACUGAUGCUCCUGCCGCUGAAGCUGCUCCUGCUGAAGAAGAAGAGGAAGAAGAUGAAGAUAUGGGCUUCGGUCUCUUUGAUUAAGAAGUUUCAUCAUCAUUAUCAAUAUGAUUUAAUCAAGUCAUUUUAAUUUAUGUUAUAUAAUAAAUUGGAUGUCUUCAUAUUUUUUCAUAUAUUAGAUAUAUGUAUU
Cokeromyces recurvatus is the source of this 1159-nucleotide messenger RNA. Its product is annotated as ribosomal protein L10-domain-containing protein. Gene Ontology annotation, biological process: ribosomal large subunit assembly; cytoplasmic translation; ribosome biogenesis. The coding region runs from base 124 to 1053 and encodes 309 amino acids. NCBI's taxonomy places the organism in Eukaryota, Fungi, Mucoromycota, Mucoromycetes, Mucorales, Mucoraceae. The transcript is spliced from 2 exons. The record is from RefSeq and is a predicted model, not a curated record. Gene Ontology annotation, molecular function: large ribosomal subunit rRNA binding; structural constituent of ribosome. Gene Ontology annotation, cellular component: cytosolic large ribosomal subunit.